Puma concolor (puma) is the source of this 1377-nucleotide messenger RNA. It is a transcript of the gene CHRNB3, whose product is annotated as cholinergic receptor nicotinic beta 3 subunit. The record is from RefSeq and is a predicted model, not a curated record. Gene Ontology annotation, molecular function: acetylcholine-gated monoatomic cation-selective channel activity; transmembrane signaling receptor activity. NCBI's taxonomy places the organism in Eukaryota, Metazoa, Chordata, Mammalia, Carnivora, Felidae. Gene Ontology annotation, biological process: monoatomic ion transmembrane transport. Gene Ontology annotation, cellular component: postsynaptic membrane.
AUGCUGCCAGCCUUCAUCCUGCUGCUCAUUGUCCUUGGUGUCAUUCCCUCAGCUGCUGCAGGAUUCAGUUCAAUUGCUGAAAAUGAAGACGCCCUCCUCAGACGCUUAUUCCAAGGUUAUCAGAAAUGGGUUCGUCCUGUAUUAAAUUCUAAUGACACCAUAAAAGUAUAUUUUGGAUUGAAAAUAUCUCAGCUCGUGGAUGUGGAUGAAAAGAAUCAACUGAUGACAACAAAUGUGUGGCUCAAACAGGAGUGGACAGACCACAAGUUACGUUGGAACCCUGAUGAAUAUGGUGGAAUUCGUUCAAUUAAAGUUCCAUCAGAAUCUCUCUGGCUUCCUGACAUAGUUCUCUUUGAAAAUGCAGAUGGACGUUUCGAAGGCUCCCUCAUGACCAAAGUCAUAGUGAGAUCUAAUGGCACCGUCAUUUGGACCCCUCCAGCCAGUUACAAAAGUUCAUGCACCAUGGACGUCACGUUUUUUCCAUUCGACCGGCAGAACUGCUCCAUGAAGUUUGGAUCCUGGACUUACGAUGGUACCAUGGUUGAUCUCGUUUUGAUAAAUGAAAAUGUUGACAGAAAAGACUUCUUCGAUAAUGGAGAAUGGGAAAUACUCAAUGCCAAAGGGAUGAAGGGCAACAGGAGAGAUGGCACCUACUCCUAUCCGUUCAUCACUUACUCCUUUGUUCUGCGCCGCCUACCCCUGUUCUACACCCUCUUCCUGAUAAUCCCCUGCCUGGGGCUGUCUUUUCUGACAGUGCUUGUGUUCUAUUUGCCUUCUGAUGAAGGAGAAAAGCUUUCGCUAUCAACCUCUGUUCUGGUUUCCCUGACAGUUUUUCUUCUAGUAAUUGAGGAAAUAAUCCCAUCUUCCUCAAAAGUCAUUCCUCUCAUUGGGGAGUACCUGCUGUUCAUAAUGAUUUUCGUUACCCUGUCGAUUAUUGUUACUGUUUUCGUGAUUAAUGUUCACCACAGAUCUUCUUCGACUUACCAUCCCAUGGCCCCCUGGGUUAAGAGACUCUUUCUACAAAAACUUCCUAAAUUGCUUUGUAUGAAGGACCACAUGGAUCGCUACUCUUUCCCAGACAAAGAUGAGAGCCAACCAGUGGUGAAAGGUAAAGUUCUAGAAAAAAGGAAACAAAGACAGAUUAGUGAUGGAGAAAAAGUUCUUGUUGCUUUCUUGGAAAAGGCUGCUAAUUCCAUUAGAUACAUUUCAAGGCAUGUGAAGAAAGAGCAUUUUAUCAACCAGGUAGUACAAGACUGGAAAUUCGUAGCCCAAGUUCUGGACCGAAUCUUUCUGUGGCUCUUUCUGAUAGUGUCAGUUACAGGCUCUGUUCUGAUUUUCACUCCUGCUUUGAAGAUGUGGCUACAUAGCUCCCACUAG